AUGUCGUAUCAAGCGAACCAACAGCCGGCACAGGGACAGGGCCACCACCAGCGCCAUGGGACCGCUCACCCACAAGGACAACAUAUAGGGAAGUACCAGAUCAUAAAGACCCUGGGAGAGGGCUCGUUCGGUAAGGUGAAACUGGCGUACCAUAUAUCGACUGGACAGAAAGUGGCUCUUAAGAUCAUUAACAAGAAGGUUUUGGCCAAGAGCGACAUGCAAGGACGGAUCGAAAGAGAGAUCUCGUAUUUGAGAUUACUCAGACACCCACAUAUCAUCAAGUUGUACGAUGUUAUCAAGUCCAAGGACGAGAUUAUCAUGGUUAUCGAAUACGCAGGUAACGAAUUGUUCGACUAUAUUGUGCAGAGAGACAAGAUGCCCGAACAAGAGGCCAGGAGGUUCUUCCAACAGAUCAUUAGUGCUGUGGACUACUGUCACCGUCACAAGAUUGUGCAUCGUGACUUGAAACCUGAGAAUCUAUUGCUAGACGAACACUUGAACGUGAAAAUCGCCGAUUUUGGUUUAUCCAACAUAAUGACAGAUGGUAACUUUUUGAAAACGUCGUGCGGUUCCCCCAACUAUGCGGCACCAGAAGUGAUCAGUGGUAAACUAUAUGCAGGUCCAGAAGUUGAUGUUUGGUCUUCUGGUGUUAUCUUAUACGUGAUGCUUUGCCGAAGAUUACCAUUCGACGACGAGAGCAUCCCGGUCCUAUUCAAGAACAUCAGCAACGGUGUAUACACGAUACCGAAUUUUUUGUCGCAAGGAGCAGCCAACUUAAUCAAGAAAAUGUUGAUUGUGAACCCAUUGAACAGAAUAACGGUCCACGAAAUUAUGCAAGAUGAAUGGUUCAAAGUAGAUUUACCAGACUAUUUAGUCCCCGCGGAAACUCCCCAACAAGAAACCCCAGAACAAAAACAGGUCGAUGGUGUGCCUGCAGGUACAUCCAAUCCACCUGCCCCUUCAGAGGUCAUUGACGAUACUCUGGUCCAAAUGCUUUCGAAAACAAUGGGUUACGAUACCGACGAGAUUUACGAGGCCCUUGAAUCAAAUGAAGAUCAUCCUUCACUAGACGAGAUUAGAGACGCAUACCAGUUGAUCAGAGAAAACAGAAACCUUAUUAACGAUAUCAAGGCUAACAAACAGCAAUCGAACGAUUUAGAUACAUUCCUAUCCCAAUCACCCCCAUCAUAUGAACACUCAGCCAAUAAACACUCUAUGUCGUCCAAGCGCUCUCGUCCACACAGUAACUCCAAAAGAACACAACAGCGUACGUACCAAUACCACUACGGAAGUGAGACCCAGGAUGGAGACAGUACAAUUGCUAUAUUACCAAGCUCUUUACCUCAGAUACAUAGAGCCAACAUGGUGGCACAAGGAUCUCAAGCUGCGGCCAAAAUAUCUCCUUUGAGCACUAAGAAGUCGAAAACAAGAUGGCAUUUUGGUAUACGAUCAAGAUCGUAUCCAUUGGACGUGAUGGGAGAGAUAUACAUAGCAUUAAAGAACCUAGGUGCAGAGUGGGCCAAGCCUUCCGAAGAAGACCUAUGGACCAUUAGAGUUCGUUGGAAGUACAACGUCGAUAUGCCAGACGAUGAGAUGAAAAACAAAUGUAUUCCUGAUCUUAUGAAAAUGGUUAUUCAGCUCUUCCAGAUUGAAACUAACAACUACUUGGUUGAUUUCAAAUUUGAUGGCUGGGAAUCCAGUAAUGGAGUGGCUUACACGAGCCGUAAUGACGAUGAAAUGAGUACGUUUAGUGCAUAUCCAUUUUUGCACUUGGCAACUAGGCUUAUCAUGGAGCUAGCGGUAAACAGUCAAGGAAAUUGA
Molecule: messenger RNA, 1821 nt
Organism: Kluyveromyces marxianus DMKU3-1042
Lineage: Eukaryota; Fungi; Ascomycota; Saccharomycetes; Saccharomycetales; Saccharomycetaceae
Gene: SNF1
Product: AMP-activated serine/threonine-protein kinase catalytic subunit SNF1
Exons: 1
Coding region: 1-1821 (606 amino acids)
Biological process (GO): protein phosphorylation; intracellular signal transduction
Cellular component (GO): cytoplasm
Molecular function (GO): ATP binding; protein serine/threonine kinase activity
Source: RefSeq, a predicted model, not a curated record